AUGAUUGCGGCAUUGGAAGACCUAGUGCAACGGUCAAAGGUGGAAGAAGGAAUUGAAGGGCAAAGGGAGCAUUUUGACGAUAUCCGGGAAUGCCAAUGGAGUACCCUAGAUCUCUGCGCACCGGAUGCAUUCACUCUCAUUCUGGGCAACGAGGAUAUCCGGGUAGUCUCUCACAUUACCCAUAUUCAAGAGUACUGUCGAGGAAAAGGCGUUGCUUUCAAUUUCUGGCGCCUUGGUACAGACUUCAACAUAGUGAGACAGGGCUGGUUUUCUACAGAGCUGAACAAGUCAGGGGUGUUCGUUCGGCCCGAUCAACAUAUCAUGAUGAGAGUCACUGAAGAGACGGCCGGGAACAACCUGAUCGCCAUGUUGGACAACCAUAUUGGAAAAUAA
Molecule: messenger RNA, 393 nt
Organism: Penicillium cosmopolitanum
Lineage: Eukaryota; Fungi; Ascomycota; Eurotiomycetes; Eurotiales; Aspergillaceae
Exons: 2
Coding region: 1-393 (130 amino acids)
Source: RefSeq, a predicted model, not a curated record